AUGGCGAGAAAUCUAAAAUUAGUUCAUGCGUUUCCAGAAAACCGAAGAUUACCUCCGGAGUUACGGCAGAAGGUUGAAGAGUACUUGAAUCUAGGAUGUAGUAACAAAAAAAUACGAUAUGAACUAUCGUCUAAAUAUAACAUCUUAGCUACAUCCAAAGAUAUCUCCAACAUCAGACAAUCUUUACGACCUGAGAAAAGUAAUGAUUUACCAACAUUUGUUAAUUUGUUGAAAACAAAAUACGGAUGCAGUACUAAAAUCAAAGUAACGGACGAUGGAAAUUUUCAAGCUUUAUUCUUUACAAAUACAGCUAUGCAGAAUUCAAUGAAAAAUUGGCCUGAAAUGCUAUUUAUUGACGGUACCUACAAGCUUUUUAAUUUAGGAUUUACAUUAUAUUUAAUAAUGAUCCAGACUGGAAGCGGUAGAGGGGAAAUUGUAGGUGCGGCAAUUUUAGCAUCUGAAACGUCGGACGUUAUGAAGUGGGUCGCUGAAACAUUUAAGGAAUUUAAUCGAGAAGCUUCCGCACAAACGAAAACAAUAAUGACGGAUAAAGACUUGACUGAGAGGUCUGCUUUUGCGGAAAGUUCUUUCGUAAAUGACUACGCUGAUUUAUUAGCUAAAACAGCUUUUGAUAAGUUUAAUGAAGAAUUGAAUAAAUAUGAUAGUGUCACCAUAACUAAAUAUUGCAACGAAACAAGAGCUUGUUAUUUGGAUGUAGAUGGCUAUCCAAUAAUGUCUUCCAUUACUGAAUGUCGCUGUCACUUCCGCAAAAGUUUCAAGCUUCCAUGUGUCCAUAUUUUAGUUACGAGAAAAUUUUUCAAUGAAAAUCAAUUUUGUUCUGAAUUAUGUGACUCAAAAUGGUUAAAAGCUACGAGUAUAAAUAAAUUUAAUCAAGAAUUUCAUGAAAUUUUGUUAGCUGAUACGAUUUUUAACAACCAAUCUACUAAUACGACGAUGACUACUGAUGAUUCUAUUAUUGCUACUGAUAUCAUUGAAGAAGAUGGUCUCAAAAUAACAUGUGAAGAAGAAAGAAAACAAAUUUUACAGAAAUAUUUUGAAAAAAUAAUGGGAAAUUCUUUAAAAGUCCCAGAGGAGGAGUUUAAACUAGUCCAGAAUCAAUUAGAAAAAAUAGCGUCAAAUGAUAAACAAAACGGACAUAACAAUACUGAUGAGAAAAUUGUAAUUUUGCCAGAAAAGAAAAUAUUGAGAGGACGACCUAAAUCGGCUAGAAAAACCACUACUGGAUUUUUUCCCCGUAAAAACAAAUAA
Messenger RNA from Cotesia congregata, 1269 nucleotides. NCBI's taxonomy places the organism in Eukaryota, Metazoa, Arthropoda, Insecta, Hymenoptera, Braconidae. The record is from the annotation of a GenBank genome assembly.